Messenger RNA from Neohortaea acidophila, 1325 nucleotides. RefSeq lists its product as uncharacterized. Bases 247 to 942 code for a protein of 231 amino acids. The transcript is spliced from 3 exons. Lineage: Eukaryota; Fungi; Ascomycota; Dothideomycetes; Mycosphaerellales; Teratosphaeriaceae. The record is from RefSeq and is a predicted model, not a curated record. Gene Ontology annotation, molecular function: acyltransferase activity, transferring groups other than amino-acyl groups.
AUUGGCGCACUGGAGAAGAGACAUGAUCAGGCCGGUCGGAGUCCAUGGCGUCUGGCAGGUCGGUGGGGCCGAGUCACCGAAUUCCGUGAGUCGGAGUUGGCGAGAGCAGGCAUCGACUUUGCCCGGUGUUUUCACAGAGCCGGAUUCAGCCACCAGGACUUGACCAUCGCUCAUCCACCACCCUGAAAGCGUCGCGGCCUUACAGCCUUCGCCGGAUUUUAAGCGACACGUAGGAAUUUUCCAGCAAUGCCUCUUCAGCUACUCCCAAUGAAGGAGGCCGAUGUGCCGCAUUACGUGGAUAUUACCUGGGCGGCAGCCAGGGGCGACCUGAUGGGCGCCAUGUUUCCCAACGGAAUGUUCGAAACCGACCGGCAAUGGCUGAUCGACGACAAAAUCCAGGCGAUGCGCAAGCACCCCGAGACUACGAAAACGAUGAAAAUCGUCGAUUCCGACCUGCCCGAUGACCACUCAACCGGCAAGAUCAUCAGCGUGGCGACGUGGAAGAUCUAUCCGCGAGAGCGCACGGAGGAGGAAAUGGAGGCGGAGAAGAAGGAGGGCGAGGAACGGGGCCAUGCGCCGCACGCGAGUGCUCCCAUGCUCGAGGCCUUUUUCUCCCAGAUGGGCAAGUGCAAGAGGGAGAUUGUGGGGAAGAAGGCUGUGGUGUAUCUGGGGAUUCUCAUGACCCAUCCUGAUCACCAUCGUCGCGGCGCUGGGGCGAUGCAAUUGCAAUGGGGCUUUGAUUUGGCAGAUGAGCUUGGCCUGCCCGUGUAUUUAGAAGCCAGCCCGAUGGGCCAGCCGUUGUACGCGCGAUGUGGCUUCGAAACGAUCAAGGUUGUCGAUUUCAAACCUCGUGAUUGGGGCAUGGACCACGACAUUCCUCAUGUUUGCAUGCUGCGGCCCGCCCAGAUGGCCAACGGGCAUGCUUCCAGACUCCCAACUUAAGACGUUACACGUGGUUUCUGACGCGUCAAAAGACUGCCUUUGAUGCGAUGGGUGAGGAAAGAUAGACAGCGAAAGGAGCAACGUAGGCAGUCGACAAAAUCAAGACUUUUCCAGACUAUGGAGGCUUCAGUUGACCCUCGUAAUCAGCCCUCAGCGUGCUUGGUGGUGCAAUAUCAGACGGUCUUAUCGUUGAUGCCCUUGAGGGUCACGUCGCUGCAAACAUGGUGUCAGUGAGUGAUUGGGUCGGCAAAACGUCUAGUGGCAACUGGGAGCUUACAAGAUAAGAGUCGCAUUCGGGGGAAUAAGGCCCGGGAAGCCGCGACUGCCGUAAGCAUAAUCCCUGCGACCAUCGGUUAGUGAUGCUCAUCGAAGCCAAUGGUUGC